AUGAUUUGCUUUUUUUAAUUCUUUUUGUUCAAGUCCCUUAUCAAGUAAAUUAAAUUACAAAAUUAGGAUAGUAUAGAGUGAAUGUAAUUUUUUCUCUUAUCAACCAAUUUUACAUGUUCCAAAAGCAGAAAUUGAAGAACAUUUAUCAGAUGAUUAGAUGUAGUAAUAGGCAAAUACUGGAUAUGGUAUUUGGAUGAAGUAUUAACCAUUUAGAAGUAUUGAUGAUCUAAGUAUCCAUCAUAUAAUUGAUAUUAGGAAAAAGGUAUACUUAAGAAGAUAAUGCUUUGAAUUAUCAAAAAGUUGUUAAGGGCGGACAAUUUAUUUAUUCUAUAGAAUAAGGACAAAGUUAAUAGAAUAUAAUUGUUGUUUCUGUUUAUAUUGAUAUUGAAAGUGAAUUAAUCCAACAUCAUAUACUUUACUCCACUUUGUUGAAAUAGCAUAAAUUAUAAUUUACUUAGGAUAAUUAAUUAUAUGAAGGAGUCUGGAUUUUGUUUUUUGUAUUUUUUGAUGUAAACUAAAAAAAAACAACCUUUGGAUACAAUAAUCUUAAAGGAAUGUCAUAGAUUUAAGUAGUGUAGGAAAUUCCAUUUUUUGAAUAAAAGAUUAAACAUAUUUAAGGAGGUCUUUAUUAAUAUAUUGAUAAUUAAUAAACACUAGUCAUAUUAGAUUAAUUUCAAGGUCAGUUAUCUUAUGCUUUUACAUCAAAAUUUGAGAACAUUUUUGAUGAUAUAAAUCUUUGUGUAAAUAGAUUCAUGAGAUAUUUUUAUUGUCAAGAAUUUGAUUAUGUUUUGACUGAUUGGAACUAAUAAAUGAAGGGAGAUAUAUAUAUUCAUUAAACCACAAUUGAAUUAGACGUUCCUAAAUAUGUAAUUCAUGGAUGGAUAAAAUUAAAUUUAAUAUAUUAAUAUAAUCUGGAAACUAUAAUAUUUAGAAUUACAAUAAAUAAAGAUUAUAAUGAUGAUCUUAACUUAGGUGAUCAAGUUGCUCUUCUCAAAUAUUACUAAAGUAAUAUUCCAGCCGAAAAUGGUUUUGAAUUAUCUACAUAUUCUUAUUAAUUUCCUGUUAAAAUACGAUAUUAGACUCAGAAGGAUGAUAAGAUAAGUGAUUAUGGUGAUUAAUACUCAGAAUUAUUUAUUUAAUGGCAUUACAUCAAAUAUGAAUUUGGGUCUGAUAAUUUUGGAGGAUAGCCAAUUUUUUCAAUUUAUUUCCCAUCUAUAGAUGAAGUGAGAAGGUUCUAAUGGAACAAGAUAAUAAGGCAUUUUACAGGAGCUAAACUUGAAAUUUAUUUAGGUGGAGAUGAUUAUACCAAUUUUUUCAUGAAAGGAUUUAUAAGUGAAAUGACAUUUACUAUUUUUUGUGAAUCAGCACCCAUUAAGAAUCCUCCUUGUCAUUACACUUGUUUUACUUGUAAUGGUCCUACAUAAUUUAAUUGUAUUAGUUGUACAGAGACUUAAUUUAGAUAUUUUUCUAAAAUUGAAAACUCUUGUAUUUGUUAAGAUGGUUAUUAUGAAAAUGAUGUUGGGAUUUGUGAAUCUUUAGUUAUUUCAUUACCUUAAAUUUUAAGAUAGGAAGUUGAGAUUAAAUGCAAAUAAAUCGGUUAUAAUAUUUGUAAUGAAGAUUAAAUUGAAUGUACCUUCGGGUAUUUUUAAUUCCAUAAUAAAUGCAUUUAGUGGUAUGAAAUGAUAUAUUGGUUAGUCCUCAUUAUAGUGAAAUAAUGUCUAUCGUCCAUUUUACAUGUUUUAAUUGUAUCAUAUCUCCUUAGGAAUUUGCCAACAACUUAACUUGUUUUUAAGAAGCAAGUACCUAUUUAUACAAUAAAGAAUAUAUUUAUCAAAUAAGAUUGAAAAAUUAAAAUGAAAUUAGCUUUUAUGAAAUUUCUGUUGGUUAAGAUUAAAACUUUGAAUUAGUAUUAUGUAUUAAUUGUGCUGGAAAAUAAUUAUGUAAGCCAGGCUAUUUUUAUACAAAUAAUUAAUGUGUAAAUUGUAUUGAAGGUUGUCAAACUUGUUUAGAUAUUAAUAAUUGUGAUUAAUGUUAUCCAAAUUAUUAUAGAGAUUUUGAAAAUAAAUGUAAAAGUUGUUAAAAUUGUGCAAGUUGUACAGCUUAUGGAGACGAUAUAUAUUGUGUUACUUGUGAAGAAAAAUAAAUAUUAGUAGUUGCAACUUGUCUUUAAUGUGGAAGGAAUUGUGAUUAAUGUGAUGACUAAUAAUAUUGUAAUUUUUGUAUCGGAUCUCCAUCAGAUUAUUAUAUUUCAUUAGAUGGAAUAAAUUGUAAUAUCUGCAAUAUUGAUAAUUGUAUUUAUUGUUUUGAAUAUUAUUUUAACAACAAUCAGUACUUUACAACAUUAGAUAUUAAAUUCUCUACUUUUAAUUCUCAUUUUCAUUAAAUAAAUGUAGGGUGCGCUUUGUGCUCUAAAAACUAUUUUUAUAAUUAGAAUACUUAAUAAUGUGAAUUGCAGAUAUUUGAUAACAAUUAUAAUUGUGAAUUUGCUAUUAUAAAUCAAUUUGAUUUUAGCAAGAAAUGCAUCAGAGGCUCAGAAAAUGCAUUUGCUAUAUAAAUAUCAAAAUGUCCAGGUAUCUCAUUUUGUCUUGAAUGCAUAAAUAAUUAUAAAGAUAAUGAUCCAUUUUGUAUCAUUUGCUAAGAUGGAUAUUAUUCACAUAUAUUAACAGGUCAAUGCAGUCUUUGUCCUAAUGAUUGUAAGUCAUGUAUUUAAUAAAACAAAAAAUAUAGAGAUUAUUGGAAGUGGGAUAUUAAGGCAUUUUAUAAGUUUUUUCUUAAUGGAAAUAAUGACCAUCCUUUUGAAGAUUUUGCAUCUAAUUCUUCCGAAAAAGAAAUGGAAAUUAUAUGUACCUCUUGUCAUAUUGGUUUUAUCAUAGAUUAAUUCAAAUGCAUAUAAGAUUGUGAUAAAGCUUGUUAAAAAUGUGAAAUAAUAAAUGGAAAAUCAUCUUGUAUUAAAUGCAAAGAGACUUCUAAGAGUCUUUUAAAAAGUUAGAGUAAAGAUGGAAUUUGUUAACUUUGUCCUUCAAAUUGUGUAGCUUGUUUGGACAGAUAGGAAUCUGAAAUAAAAAAAAUCAACCCCUAUUUUAUUGUAACUAGUUAAAAUGUAUAAUAAACAAGAAUUUGUUUUGAAAUUUCUUAAAAGACCUUAUCAAAUACUCAUUAUCAUUAUGAUACAUUCACCUAAACUGUAUCAAUUUGUAUUAUUAGAUUAAUUAAGAUUUUUUUGUUUUUUUAUACCAAAUUAUUUCAUAAUCUUCCAAUUUUAAAAGGACUAAUUAAAAUAAUAAAUCUUCUAUAAUUAGGAUAAACAAUGUUAUAAUAGAAUAAUUUUUAAAUUAAAUUUGUUUUGUGAUUAUUCAGAUUAUUUUGAAAAAAUGUUUUCUUAGAAUGAUAUAUAUUUUGCAAAGACAAAUCUACCUCUUGAUAGAUUUUAUGAUGAAUACUACUUAAAUUUUUUUGAAUCCCAAUAGCUUUAUACUUAUUUAAAUGAAAUUUAAGUUAAAUAUGCUUCCUAUGAAUUUACAUUAAUAUAAGGUAAUGCUGAAGAGUGUCUUAUGAAACAUAACCUAAAUAUUUACUCAACCUUAUUAUAAAAUGUAUUUACUUUGUAAAAAAUUGACAUAGAAUUUUUGGGGAAUGAACAUCCAACAAAAUUAAAAAUUGAUUCACAAAUUAAUUUCAGUAAUUUUACAUCUGUGACAUUUACUAAUAUUCAAUUUAAUUUUGGUGAAAAUAUAUUUACCUUUUCAAAUUCUACUUUGAUUAAUUUAUAUAAUUUAAAAUUAACUUUAGUCUUAAGCUUUAAAAAUUGCAUUUUUAUAACUAAAAAUGGAUUAAACAAAAAUUACACAUUAUUAAUUAAUUCUAAUACUCCUUAUUCACUGAUAAUCAACAAUUUAAUUUUGGAAACAUUUCAUAUUUACUCAUCAAAUCUAUUUUAAUUUAUUGCUUAAGAGAAUACUUAGAAGAAUUAUCUUUUUUUAAAAAAGCUCAUAAUUAGAAACUCUUUUUUUUUUAACUCCACAUUAUUUAAAUUUAUUGCUAAUAUCGAUAACUUAAAUUAUAAUUCCAAUUUUUCUGAAAUUGAAGUAAGAGAUACUAUAUUUUUGUAAUCUUCAUUUAUAUUAAGUAGCAGCCUUUUAAACUUUACAACUGGAACUAUAUUAAUUGAAAAAUUAAGACUAAAUCAUUUUAGAAUGUUAUUAAAUUCUAAUUUUGUUUAACUUCCUUGUAUUAUUUAUGCAAAAAUUGAAGAAGUUGAGUUAGAGAGUUGUUAAUUUCUUAAUCACUCUACAUUUUACAAAUCAAAUAUAAUUAAUAUUGAAAAUAGCAUUGUGAAUAAUACAAAAAUUAUUGAUAGCAAUUUGAUAAUAAAUGAUGUAGAUUACUCAAGAUCAUAAUAAGCUUUGUUUGAAUCAUCUAGAAUUUAAAUAAAGUUUUGCUAAUUUUUGAAUAAUGAAUAUAAUAAUUAUUAGUAAAUAAUACUUAUUAAAAGAUAUGUAGAAAUAACUAAUGAUUCUCUUUAAAUAGAGAAUUUAUUCAUGUUAAACAAUAGAUUGACAACAAAGAUGUAACAGAAUUAAAUAUCAUAUCACUAAUCUAUGAUUUAUAUUGAAUGCUAAAUCUGUUUAUUACAAAAUAUAAUCAUAUCAAGAGGGUAUGGAUUUCCAGAAUUUAGUAUCCUGAAUUCUGAUAUUUUGACAAUACAGAAUUUAACAUUCUAAUAGGAUUAACGAUACGUCUCAAAAACUUUACAUACAUCAAUAGAUUGUGUCAAAAAAUUUACAAUCAUGGAUUUAUAUUUCAUUAUAUUUAUUGGUUAAUAUCGAAUUGUGAAUAUAGAAUCAUUUAAUAUUAUAAAUUCCUUAAGUUUUAAUAACCCUUAUAUCAUAUUUUAAGGAUAUGACAUAAUGAAAAAAUCAAUAAAUGAAUCCAUUAUUAUCUAAGACUCAAAAUUUUUGAAUAAUUAAUUAAUAAUUACAGACUCUAACAAAAAUACAGCUUUAAUUUCCAUAGCAUCAUCAUAAUUAUGUUCAAUAUAUAUUUCCAAUAAUCAUUUUUUAAAUAAUCAUUUGAAUGAAUAUUUUUAAGAUUAAACAAGCAUAUCAUCAGCUACAUUAUAUAUAUCUUUAUAAUAAGGAUUAAUUUUGAUUUAAAACUGCACAUUUUUCAAUAAUCUUGUAACUAAUUCUAGUGAUUCAAUAAUUUACAUAAAAUCAAAAAUCUUAAAUCUAUAAAAUCUAGACUUUGCUAAUAAUAAUAUAAAAAAUACAUCAAAUUUGAUUAAAAGUAUAAUUUUUGCAGAAAAUGAAAAUUUAAGUUAAAUUAAUUUUGAAGCAGCAUUUCCAAUAAAAUCUAAAAGUGGAAAUGGAUAUUUUAUUGUAAAAGAAUUAAUUAUAAAUAAUAUUUCAAUUAAUAGUUCUAAUUCUUUAUAAGGGGGAGGUUUCUAUAUUGCUACAUAAGGAAUGAGUAAAAUAUUAAUAUCAAACUCUUUUUUUACAAAAACAUAAACUCAACUGCAGAGUUCUGUCUUUUCUAAUGGAGGAUGUUUAUAUAUUGAUGCAUCUUUGUCUUAAUUUACAUUUUCUCUAAUAAAUUCAUCAAUCGAUACAUCAUUUGCUAAAUAAGAUGGAGGAGGAAUUGUUAUAAUUCCAUCAGAAAUAUAUAAUGAGAUUUAGUUGAUAAAUGUAAAGAUUAAAGAUUGUUUUUCAUUAAAUAAUUCCUUUUUAUCAUAUAUUCCAAAUAAGGUUGAAAAUUUGCUUUCAACUAUAACAUUUCAAAAUGUUGAUUUUUAUUAAACAGAAAAGGGGUUGAAUAUGUACCUUUCAUUGCUAGAAUAACUUACUAGUUCAUAGGCAUCUUAAUUAGCAAAUUCUAAUCCAUUAAUUUUUGUUAAGUUUAGUAACUUCACUUUGGAUAAUUGUAACUUUUAUUCAACUUAUAUGUAAUUUUUGCUUUAUUUGGACUCAGUUGAUAAUAUAAUUUUGACAAAUAUUAAAGUCAUUAAUAGUUCAACAUUUAAUUCUCCUUUAUUUAAAAUAAAUAUAAGAGCAGGUAAUUAUGAUUAUAUUUACAAUAGAAUUUUUUGGAUACAUAAGGAUUUAAAAUCUUGAAUUUAUUAAUAUUAUAUAAAAUUAAAAGUUUGAAGAAGGUUCUUGCGUAUUAAUAAAAUAAACUUAAGAAAAUUAAAUAUAAUGUCCAGAAGAACCCUCAAAAAAUAUUGUAACUAUAAAUGAGCCAGAUUUUAGAUAGAAUUAACUAAUUUGUAAUAAAAUUUUAGUAUUUUCAAACUACUAAUAUAAUUUUAGUCUUUUUGAAAUAGACUAAAUAAAUUCAAAUCAAUAAUUAUUUGUUUAAAAUAUCCAAUUUUUAAAUAUAAUCUGUGAAACAUGUUAAUUUGGUCUAAUGAGAAUCCUUGGAUUUAAAUAAUUGGUGGCUACAAACAUGUAAUUCUCUUAUAUUUAUAUAAAAAAUUGUAUAUGUGGAAAUUCAGGUUGUUUAUCAAUUAUUAGAUCUAUUGAUGUAUCCUAUUUUUCAAGAAGUUUAUAAGAUAAUAAUCGAUUAUUAAAAUCACUUAAUUAUGAUAAUUUAGAAAGUCAAAUGAAAUAAUAAUUAUCCAUAGUUAAAAGUGUGUUUAUAAAUAACACAGCUAUAUUAGGAGGUUCUCUAUAUUUAAUAGAUAUUGAAACAUUAAUUAGAGAAAGUAUAUUUAUUAAUAAUUCUGCACGUGUAGGUGGAGCUAUCUACUACAAUUCCAAAGAGUAAUAAUUGUUAAUAUUAGAGACUGAUAUUACAAUGAAUUUUGCAGAUAUUGCAGGUGGAUUGUUCAUUAAUUCCUAGUAUCUAUAAUUGACAAAAGAAUUAGAUGUUUAUCUAGCCAAUAAUAAUUCAACUUUAUAUGGCAAUAAUGUAGUAGAGAAACCAAGAUCAUUAACAUUAUCAUUAAAUGGAGGAUAUACAUUUUUAGAAAAUAAAAACUUUUUUCGUUCUGAAACUGAGAUGAUUGAACAAAUAAUUCUCCAUCCUUAUACAACAUAUGGUUUAUCAACUCCAUAAGUAUAUCUAAAGUUACCAUCUGGAUAACCUAUUGUAGCAUAUGAAUAUUUUGACUACUUUACUUUUAAUUCUAUUCCUUAUAAUUAUCAAUUUAGAAUUAUUGCUUUAGAUAAAUUUAAACAAUAAAUUAAAGGUUUAGAUAAUACAUAUUGUUAUUUAAAGCCUUAAGUUUUUAAUGUAUCUGCUUAGGCUGAAUAAUUAAAUAUGGUAUUUAGCCUAUCUUUUUACAAUAUUAGUUUUAAUUAAUCAACUGGUGAUUAUAAUUUAGAUAAUCUAGUAAUCUAUUUCAAUCCAAAUUAUAGUGAAGAUCUAGUUUUGAGGCUAUUCAUUAGUUGCAAUUCUGUUUCAGUACCAUUAUAUAAUGAGGAACCCCCUUAUUUAAUCGAUAAAACUUUAGAAUCUUACAAAAUAUUUGUGGACAUUCAAACUUUUCCUUGUCAAAUUGGAGAAUUUUUGAAUUAUACUUCCGGAGGAUGUGUAAUUUGUGAUGCAUAUAAAAACGAAUAUUCAGUUGAAUUAGAGGCAAAAAGCUGCAGUUACAAAGAUGAUUCAAAAAUAAAUUCAAUUAAAUCUUCUAUGAUCGAAUUAAAGUCUAAUUAUUGGAGACCAUAUUACUACAGUAACAUUAUUGAAUAUUGUUACCAUCUUCCUUAAAAUUGUAAAGGGGACUGGUUGCCAGGAGAUGUUUCGUGUUAAUUAGGGCAUAUUGGAGCUUUAUGUGAAUAAUGCGAUCUUUAUAAUAUAAGAGGGGAUGGCCAAUUUUCAGUGAGUUAAGAAUUCCAUUGUGGAAAUUGCGAUUAAAUUUCCUAUAAUAUCUUACUAACUAUUUUAAUAAGUCUUUGGACUAUACUUUCAGUUUUAUUAUCAGUUAGUAGUACAGUUGCUAUGAUGAAAGAUUUUAUUCGAGAAAUAAGACUAAAAGCAUUUGGAUUAUCUCAUUCUAUAAAAGAAGCAUCGCCAGCUAUUUUAAUUAAAAUAUUUACAAAUUAUUUAUAGAUUAUACAAGCAAUCUCAACAUUUAAACUAGAAGUACCCUUUAAUGUACUUAUAAUCAUAUAAGGCUUUGCUAAUCCGAUUGGAUCUAUGGCAUAUUCAUUAGAUUGCUUUAUAGUAUCUUUUACAAAUAUAGAAAUUAUUUACUUUAAAUUAAUAUGGAGUUUGAUUAUGGCAGUAAUUUAUUUAAUGUUUUUUUUUCUUUUACUUGGAACUGCUGUUUCAAUAAAAUUAAUUAGGCUUGAUGUUUCUUAUAUUUCUACUCCUUUUAUCUAUUUAUUCAUAUAUUUAUAACCAAAUUUGAUAGGAUAAAUCAUCUCAUUAUUAUCUUACAGAAAGAUUUCAAAUGAAAAUUGGAUUUAAGGAAAUGUUUCAUAUCUGUAUAAUACAAAUUCUCAUUAAUAAUGGAUUUAUUCUUUAUGUCUUCCUCUUUUAUUCAUUAUUAGUUCUUUUAUUCCUUGCUGUUUAUGGUUUGGGCUAUUUAAAAAUAAACAUUAAUUGAAUAAUAUAAGUAUAAGGAGAAUUUGGGGAUAUUUGUAUAACGAGUAUAAAAAUAAUGCUUAUUAUUGGGAAACAUUCAAAAUAAUUGAAAAAGAAGCAAUAAUAAUAGUAUUAAUUUAUUAUAACGAUCAUAUUUAAAUUAAAGCUUCAAUUGUUUUCCUUAUAUUAUUUUAUUACAGCUUUUUAACAACUUCAUCCAAACCAUACGCUACAGGAUAAUUAAAUCGCUUGGAUGCAUAAUCUACAAUUAUCUGUGCUAUAUCAAUAAUUAUGGCAAGUUGUAUUUAUACUGCAUAAUAACAAAGAUUAAAUGAAAUUAUUUUGCCUUCUUACUUUGUAAUGGGAUUCAUAAAUUCUUUAUAUCUGAUUUAGAUGAUUCUUUAAAUUAUCUUAUCCUAUUUUAAAAAAUUUGAUCUACUAAUUGAUAGAUUUAAAGAAAUUAUUUUGAAAAAUUUUCCAAAUAUAAUUUCAUAGUAUCCUAAAAUUUAUAAUUUCUUAGAAGGGAAAAAAUAAAAGCAAUUAAGAGUUAAAAUAAAAUAUAGGAAAUUAAAAGAUUACCUGUUGGCUAGAGCAAGAAAAAAUUUGUAAUUUAAAAUGUAUUAUAAUUAAUAAUUAUUAAUAGGCUUAAUGAAAACUUUCAAUCAAAUUAAGGAAGUUUGAAGGGAUUUGAGUAAGAAUAAAAUUUCAUUCUAUCUCCCUAAAUAAAAAGUAUCUAAAGUGAAGUUGUGUUGAAUACAAGUUAGUUAAUUUCAGAGAGAACAAAUUAAAAUUAAAAAUAUUCUGAAAACUAAUAAAAAUCAAUUUUUUAUGCAUUUUAAAGAGAUAAUAAAUAAAGACUUUUAAAGGUGGAAAAUAUUCAACAUCAGAAACCUGAAAACUCUACUUAAUGA
Messenger RNA from Paramecium pentaurelia, 9437 nucleotides. NCBI's taxonomy places the organism in Eukaryota, Ciliophora, Oligohymenophorea, Peniculida, Parameciidae. The record is from the annotation of a GenBank genome assembly.